Molecule: messenger RNA, 1375 nt
Organism: Cyprinodon tularosa
Lineage: Eukaryota; Metazoa; Chordata; Actinopteri; Cyprinodontiformes; Cyprinodontidae
Exons: 8
Coding region: 135-1001 (288 amino acids)
Biological process (GO): positive regulation of ERK1 and ERK2 cascade; T cell activation; interleukin-15-mediated signaling pathway
Cellular component (GO): external side of plasma membrane; membrane raft
Molecular function (GO): MHC class II protein binding; protein tyrosine kinase binding
Source: RefSeq, a predicted model, not a curated record
UGAGAAGCAAAGAGGCAGGUUUAGCAAAAUGGCUGAAUUAGUUUAGAUCUAACUGCGUGAUUACUCUUCAGGAGAGAAGGAAUCAUUUGCAAAAAUAAGACAGAGCGACGGAACGGCAGCAGUUUGAAGUUAAAAUGUUUUUAUUCCUGAUGUUCCUGCUUCAGCUUACAGCAGCGACCGGGACAGAACCAGUUUUUUUCACCGUCACCCAUGGAGAUGAAGUAACUUUUGCUUGUAGAAACAGUGAUUGUCAGAAUGAUUCUGUGUCUACAGAGUGGCUCUUUAGUCAUUUCAGAUCGCCUAAAUCAGAAAUACUGUUCAAAAAGCCAAGCAGUGGAGCGAUCUCUAGAUCUGACAGACGUAGUUUUACAGGAAACUGUUCUCUGGUUAUAAAGGCAGUCACAGCCGAAGAUGUUGGCAUUUACACCUGCAGACAAAAUGUAUCAGGACAGAAAGAUGACCAGUCCUUCUUUUUGUCUAUUAUUGAGAUAACUGAGCAGAUCAUCAGUCCCUCGUUCAUCUUGAACUGCUCUGUCCUGCAGUACGAAGACUGCAGACAUGAGGUGGUGUGGUCGCAUCAGGGUAAAGAGGGAAUAUAUUCAGGCAUAGGGAUUUCACCACCAUUUUGUUUUGCAACUGUGACAUUUGCAAUGUCCGAGCUUCAUCAGAAGUUUAAAAAGUCAAUGAUGUGUAAAGUCACCAAUACUUACACUAAAGAAGUGCAACUCUUCCCUUUCAAACCUUCACCUUUCGGGACAGCAGGAUCAUUUGGGAAAAAUCCAGCACACCAAGCCUUGCCACAUUUCCUUAGAGACAUCAUUGUGUGUGUGGGUUUGGCAAUACUCAUAAUGUCUGUUGUCAUACUUAACAUAUGGACAAAAAUCCAAGAAAAUCAAUCACAGAUGAAUAAAGACAUUGAACUUUCAGAUAAAGAUGAAGAUGAAAGCGCAGAAGUUUAUGAGAAUAUUAAAAAGCUUUCUGCAUCAGUCAGUCUUAAUUGAUAAACAACAAUGCAAAUGAGAUUAAAGCUGGUAAAGUUUCAUGUUUUACACCUAAUGGAACGCGGCCCAUCACCUGGAUGAAGGCAUUACUGGAAGUUUUCCAAUAACUCAUACAGCGGAGAUAUUAUAUCUCUGAAGAAAAGGGUUAAGGAAGUACCACAGACUGUGGAACCAGUGAUUGGAGAUACUGUAGAGGUUUUUAAAAGAACUUUCUAAACUUUAGAAAUUAGUUAUUAGAACACAAAAUGGAAAUGUACUGUUGUUGUUCCUCAUAUAUGGAUUUCUUCAAUAAUUUGUUGAAGUUAAUAGCUGCAGGCAGGAUGGAUCUCCUGUAGUGACCUGUCUUGAAGUGAAGCUGGAGAAGCCUCUGACUG